Messenger RNA from Mustela erminea (ermine), 6632 nucleotides. It is a transcript of the gene MIA3, whose product is annotated as MIA SH3 domain ER export factor 3. Lineage: Eukaryota; Metazoa; Chordata; Mammalia; Carnivora; Mustelidae. Gene Ontology annotation, biological process: endoplasmic reticulum to Golgi vesicle-mediated transport; vesicle cargo loading; protein secretion. Gene Ontology annotation, cellular component: endoplasmic reticulum membrane; endoplasmic reticulum exit site. The transcript has 29 exons. Bases 69 to 5858 code for a protein of 1929 amino acids. Gene Ontology annotation, molecular function: protein binding. The record is from RefSeq and is a predicted model, not a curated record.
CGCCCGCCGGCGCCCGCCCGGCCUCGCCGCCGCCUCCGCGCCGCCGGCUCCCCCGCGGUGACCACAACAUGGCUGCGGCGCCGGGGCUGCUCUUCUGGCUGCUCCUGCUCGGGCCGCCCUGGCGGGUGCCGGGCCAGCCGCACGCGGACACGAGCCGGCGCUUCGCGGAGCACAAACUGUGCGCGGACGAGGAGUGCAGCAUGUUAAUGUACCGGGGGGAGGCUCUAGAAGAUUUUACAGGUCCGGAUUGUCGUUUCGUGAGUUUUAAAAAAGGGGACCCAGUGUAUGUGUACUAUAAACUGGCAGGGAGACCACCUGAAGUUUGGGCCGGAAGUGUGGGGCGCAUUUUUGGAUAUUUUCCAAGGGAUUUAAUCCAAGUAGUCUAUGAAUAUACUAAGGAGGAGCUACAGGUUCCAGCAGAUGAGACAGAUUUUGUUUGUUUUGAUGGGGGAAGAGAUGAUUUUGAUAAUUAUAACACAGAAGAACUCUUAGGAUUUUUGGAAUUGUCCAAUUCUGCAACUGGAGAUUCUGAGAAAGGUACAGAAAAACCUCAGCAUGGGGACACCCCUCCUGAAGCAUUUGAGGAAAGUGACAUUGAACCGGAACCAGAAGAAGUUAACUCAGAGGAGAGUGAAAGCGUCUUCUCAGAAAACACUAAGGAACUCAAGGAAAGAUCUGGGUCUCAGAAGAACCACCCCCAUGUAAACAGUCAAGCAGGUCACAUUCAGGGAGACCCAACUUCAUUUGAACCUUUUGAGGAAAUGCUACAGGAUAAACUAAAAGUGCCUGAAAGUGAAAACAACAAGACCAGCAAUGGUUCUCAGGUCUCGAGUGAACAGGAGAAGAUUGAUGCUUAUAAACUUUUGAAAAAAGAAAUGACUCUGGACUUAAAAACCAAAUUUGGCUCCACGGCCGAUGCACUUGUAUCUGAUGAUGAGACAACCAGACUCGUUACUUCCUUAGAAGAUGAUUUUGAUGAGGAAUUGGACACUGAGUAUUACACAGUGGCCAAGGAGGAAGAGGAGAACUUUGAUGAGCUGCUGUUACUGACCUUCGCGCAUGGCGAAGAGGACGUGAAACCUCCGGCGACGUCUGGAGCGGAGAACUAUUCAGCGGAGAGAGAGCAGAGGCCGGAUGAAGAGGACAAGGUGGAGGCCGCUCAGCCCCCUGGCAUCAAAAACUACGAGGAAGAUGUCGCAACAGACUGGGAGGAUAGUAUCCUCCCCUUCACGGAAGGUGACAGACAAACAGGUGUGGAUUCAGGGAGCUCUGAUUCAGAGGAGGGUGAUGAUGGGUCCGUCCCAGGUAGCGAAUCGGGGAAAUCACGAUCAGCCACGGAGUCUAUCGACCCUAAAAAAGCAGAAGAUAGUCUUUUGACCGUGGAUGUCCCUAAAACAAAUAAUGACAAAGACCCGGAAAUUCACAUUGCAGAAAAAGGGAGGAACAUUGAGGAAUCCAAGAGGAGCCUGGCACAGGCUGAGGAGGGGCUGGAGGAGCAAAAGCAGGAAGGCAUGACUUCUCACAGUUCUCCUCAGAGCAGCCACCCUGGCUCUUUGCCAGCUGCUGGAGGGGGUAGAGAAGUGUUGGCAUCAGCCUUUGACAACAAAGAAAAUGACCUAAAAGGAGCAGCUGUUCACAUUUCAAAAGGAAUGCUCCGUGAAGAAAAGCCUGGAGAGCAGAUUUUGGGAGGGGGCUCAGAACGUGAGCCAAAACGUGAAGCUUCAGAGAGUCAAGUGAACGAGGAAAAGCCUGGACAGGCGGCUCUGGGUGUUGCACCACUGUUGGGAGGUCACCAGCGUAACGCGUCCAGAGACAAGGUGGAGGAAGUACCUGUUCUAGCAGGGGGACCACAGCCGCACACGCUGUCAGUGGACCGUCCAAGUGAGGAAUUCAAAGAGAAACGGCUUCCUCAAACUCAGGAUCAGCCUAGACCCUCCCCUCUGGAUGAAGUGGGGUUGCCAAGAGAACUGGAAGAAGAGGGUCCCCUUGGGCAAAGAAAUCUUUCCCGGCCACAAGGAAAAGAGGCGGCUGCACACAAGCCGACGGGUGAGGAGAGGAGGCUCUCGGGGGACAAGGCCCAGGAGGGCUCCUCUGGUGAAGAGGUUGCUCCUUACAAGCCCGAGGCGGGCUCUCAGGAAGUGGAGGCAACAGGCCAGACAGAGAGCCCGCAGGGACCUGGUGUCCAUACUGAGAGACCAGAGGCAGAGGAUGAUGACAGCCCCGAAGAGCUCCUGGAGGAUGAAAAUGCUCUAAGUGCAAAACAGUCUAAAGAAAAAAGCCCUGAGAUCCAGGGCAGGCGGUUAGACGUUAAUCCGUGGGCCCCCCCAGGGGCUGUUGUAGGCGCCAUUAAUCCUGACGCAGAAACGGAAGGAAGCAAAGAAGAAACUGGUAAUAUUUUGGAAAUUGAAAGACAAAGUGAAACUCUGGGCAGUAGGGCAGACCCAGGGGGCAGGGCGGCGGAAACAGAGAGCCCUCCUGGAGCUCCGAAAGCACAGCGGGCCUCUGAAGGCAGGGACUCUUCUGACAAGCAAAAUCAGACUCUAGAGUUGGGUGAAAUGUUUCAGAAUCGAGGUACUGAUGAUUUUAAGGAAGACCGCGCUGAUGAAUCCACGUGGAAGCCGGGGGUAGGAGAGCUCUCAGAGGAGGGCCAGGAGGACUUGGAGGGGUUCGUGGACACAGAGAGCCAGGGGACCAGUGCCGAGGAGCACGAAGGUGACUGGCCACCCCGGGCGCCGGGUACCCACACCCCUGCUCGCAGCGACGACGUGGAGGACCUGCCUGUAAUCGGCAGCUUCUUUAAAGACCAGCAGUCUCUACAGAGGCUCCGGAAAUACUUUGAUGUCCAUGAGCUAGAAGCCAUGUUCCACGAAAUGGCGUCAAGGCUGAAGUCCGCGCAGCAGGAGAGUCUGCCCUAUAACGUGGAAAAAGUCCUGGAUAAGGUCUUCCGAGCCUCCGAGUCCCACAUUCUGAGCACAGCGGAGAAAAUGCUGGAUGCCCGUGUGACUGAGAGCAGAGAUCUGGGAAUGAAGGACAAUGACGUAUUUGAGGAGGCGGCGGUGCUGGACGAUAUUCAAGACCUGAUCUAUUUCGUCAGGUACAAACACUCGGCGGUGGAGGAGAAGGAACCGCUGACCAUGGCCCAGCUCCCGCCCGAAGGCUGGGGCGGCUCCAUGGAAGGGAGGCAGCCACACCUUGAAGACAAUUUCCCACAAGAUAACCCAGAAGACAAUUUCCCGCAAGAUAACCCAGAAGACAAUUUCCCACAAGAUAAUGCAGAGGACCUUAAAGUACAGAUUCUCAAAGAGCCCAGCCAGUUGGAUCAACCUGUGACUGGUGACAAGGGUGGCCCAGACGUGUCACAGGAGCCAAAUACUGAGAAAGACAUAGACCCAGGGAUAAUUACAACAGAAAGCAGUCCUGUUGAUGCUGUUGAUGCAAAAAAGCAACUAGAAACAAAUGCUGAAGAGCCAGCAAGUGUCACACCUUUGGAAAAUGCAAUUCUUUUAAUAUAUUCAUUCAUAUUUUAUUUAACUAAGACGUUAGUUGCUACGUUGCCUGAUGAUGUUCAGCCUGGGCCUGAUUUUUAUGGGUUGCCAUGGAAACCUGUACUUAUCACCGCCUUCUUGGGAAUUGGUUCAUUUGCCGUCUUCUUCUGGAGAACUGUCCUUGCUGUAAAGAGUAGAGUAUAUCAAGUUACUGAGCAGCAGAUUGCUGCAAAGGUGAAGAAUAUCAUGAAAGAAAACGCAGAACUUGUACAAAAGUUGUCAAAUUACGAACAGAAGAUUAAGGAGUCAAAGAAACAUGUUCAAGAGACUAAGAAACAAAAUAUGAUUCUCUCUGAUGAAGCAAUUAAAUAUAAGGAUACAAUCAAGAAACUUGAGGAAACUAAUGGAAUUCUGGAUAAUACAGCUAAAAAUCUGCGUGUUAUGUUAGAAUCUGAGAGGGAACAGAAUGUGAAGAAUCAGGACUUGAUAUCGGAAAACAAGAAAUCUAUAGAGAAGCUAAAGGAUGUCAUUUCAGUGAAUGCCUCAGAAUUUUCAGAGGUUCAGAUUGCGCUUAAUGAAGCCAAACUUAGUGAAGAGAAGGUGAAGUCUGAAUGCCAUCGGAUUAAAGAGGAAAAUGCUAAGCUGAAGAAGAAGAAAGAACAGUUGCAGCAAGAAAUCAAAGACUGGAGCAAAUCACAUGCUGAGCUCAGUGACCAAAUCAAAGCAUUUGAGAAAUCUCAGAAAAAUUUGGAAGUAGCUCUUUCUCACAAAGAUGAUAAUAUUAAUGCUUUGACUAACUGCAUUACCCAGUUGAAUCAGUUAGAUUGUGAAUCUGAAUCUGAGGGUCAGAAUAAAGGAGGAAGUGAGUUAGAUGAAUUAGCAAAUGGAGAAGUGGGAGGUGACCAGAGUGAGAAAGUGAAAAAUAAAAUUAAGCAGAUGAUGGACAUUUCUCGGACACAAACUGCAGUUUCAGUAGUUGAAGAGGAUCUAAAACUUCUACAAGUUAAGCUUAGAGCCUCGAUGUCUACUAAAUGUAACCUGGAAGACCAAAUAAAGAAGUUAGAAGAUGACCGCAAUUCACUGCAGUCAACCAAAGCCAUCCUGGAGGAUGAAUGCCAAACCCUGAGGCAGAAAGUAGAGAUCCUGAAUGAGCUGUACCAGGAGAAGGAGAUGGCGCUGCAAAAGAAACUGAGUCAGGAAGAGUAUGAGCGGCAGGAGAGAGAGCAGCGGCUGUCAGCUGCUGACGAGAAGGCGCUUCUGGCUGCGGAAGAAGUGAAAAUGUACAAGCGCAGAAUUGCAGAGAUGGAGGAGGAACUGCUGAAGACCGAGCGCUCGUUCAAAACCCAGAUUGCCACCCAUGAGAAGAAAGCUCAUGAUAACUGGCUCAAAGCUCGUGCUGCAGAGAGAGCGAUCACUGAGGAGAAGAGGGAAGCCGCCAACCUGAGACACAAGUUACUGGAAUUAUCCCAGAAGAUGGCAGCGCUGCAAGAAGAGCCUGUGAUUGUGAAGCCGAGGCCAGGCAGGCCCAACACCCAGAACCCUCCAUGGAGAGGUCCUCUAAGCCAGAAUGGCUCUUUCGGUCCAUCUCCUGUGAGCGGCGGGGAGUGCUCCCCUCCACUGACGGCUGAGCCGCCGGCGAGGCCUCUGUCCGCUACACUUAACCGAAGAGAGAUGCCGAGAGGUGAAUUUGGGUCAGCGGAUGGACCUCUACCUCGUCCUCGAUGGUCAUCUGAGGCAUCUGGGAAGCCGUCUGCCUCUGAUCCGGGAUCUGGUGCAGCUCCCAUGAUGAACAGCAGCUCAAGAGGCUCUUCCCCUACUAAGAUGAUGGAUGAAGGCAAGCAAACUGUUCCCCAAGACCCUGAAGGCCCUUCAGUUCCCAGCAGCACAUCUGUGGCUGAGCAGUCAGUAGUAGUGACUGUGGCUGCAAGAGGGCCCCCUCCUUUCCCAGGGGUGCCCCUCAUGAGCUCCCCCAUGGGAGGCCCUGUGCCACCACCUAUUCGAUACGGACCACCUCCUCAAAUCUGCGGGCCUUUCGGGCCUCGGCCAUUUCCUCCACCAUUCGGCCCUGCUUUACGUCCACCACUAGGCUUAAGAGAAUAUGCACCAGGCAUUCCACCUGGAAGACGGGACAUGCCUUUUGAUCCUCGACAAUUUUUACCAGGACACCCACCUUUUAGACCUUUAGGCUCUCUUGGUCCAAGAGAGUACUUUAUUCCUGGUCCUCGACUACCGCCCCCUACUCAUGGGCCCCAGGAUUAUCCACCUCCACCUGCUGCAAGAGACUUAGCACCUUCUGGCUCUAGAGACGAGCCCCCACCUGCCUCUCAGAGCAGUAGCCAGGACUGUUCACAGGCUUUAAAACAGAGCCCAUAACUCUGACCUCUGACAUUUAGUCUGAGAAAGUGAACUGUGCACCAUUUGUUAGAGUAAAGGAUUUCAUUGGCUUCAGAAUCCAAAAGUUUAUUUUAAAAGGUUUGUUUUUAGAAUUAAGCUGCCCUGGCAGUAUGCAUUUUUGAUAGUCUGAGAAAGUGAACUGUGCACCAUUUGUUAGAGUAAAGGAUUUCAUUGGCUUGAGAAUCCAAAAGUUUAUUUUAAAAGGUUUGUUUUUAGAAUUAAGCUGCCCUGGCAGUAUGCAUUUUUGAUAGUCUGAGAAAGUGAACUGUGCACCAUUUGUUAGAGUAAAGGAUUUCAUUGGCUUCAGAAUCCAAAAGUUUAUUUUAAAAGGUUUGUUUUUAGAAUUAAGCUGCCCUGGCAGUAUGCAUUUUUGAGCCAAACAAUUGAAAAAUAUAAUUUCCCCCCUAAAUAAAAACCACCUCAUAAGCUAGAAUCUCCUUACAACUUUGAAAUGUGCAAUAAAGAAUACCUGUGUUUUAGUUAAUGUAGCGUAUGUAACUGCUAAAUGAUUUAGAAUGUCAUAGAAAUAUGAACAUUUCCUGUGGAAAUGCUAGAAGAACAUGUAUUUCCAUUUAUUACCCUAUUUUUAGUGUACACCAGUUGAACACAGAGCAAUGGUGUUUAUUAGCUUGGUUUUUUAAAAUACUGGUCGCAAAGACUGUUACGCUAAAAAUGUUUACUAAAAGAUCACUUUGUCUCCCUUCUUGCCGAAGUUCUUUGUAGUAAUAGUUCAUAAAAAUUUGGUUAUUACAA